AUGGAGAACGACCCAGAUCUGGUGCUGGACCACAGACAGCCAAUCAGAGCAGCUGUGCAGCAGCUUAAUUUUUCCUCUAAUCACAGACUUGGUGGCUGUAGACUUUCAAGGGCUGACUGUGAAAUUGUGGCCUCAGCUCUGAAGUCCAAUCUUGAUCUGACUGAUCUGGAAAUAGAUCAGAUCGAUGGACGAGGAUCAUUUGGAGACUCUGGAAUGAAGCAUCUGUGUGAGAUACUGGAGAGUUCAAUCUGCAAAGUGAAGAGACUAAGAUUGAAUUACUGCAACUUGUCAGAAACCAGCUGUGCAUCUUUGGUCUCAGCUCUGAAGUCUAACCCUUCCAACCUGACUGAACUGGACUUGAGUGGGAAUGACCUGAAAGAUACUGGACUAGCAAAGCUUUGUGGUUUUCUCCAGACAUCCAUUUGCAAACUACAGAUAUUGAGAUUGGAACGCUGCAAGUUGUCAGAGAUCAGCUGUGCUUCUCUGGGCUCAGCUCUGAAGUCCAACCCCUCCCAUUUGACAGAACUGGAUCUAAGUGAGAACAACCUGAAAGAUGGUGGAGUGAAGCAGCUCAGUGGUUUUCUCCAAUCUCCCCUCUCCAAACUACAGACAUUGAGAUUGAUUGGAUGCGGUUUUUCAAAGGACAGCUGUGCUUCUCUCAGCUCAGCUCUGAAUACCAACCCCUCCCAUCUGACAGAGCUGAACCUGAGUAGGAACGAAGACCUAAAAGAUGAUGGAGUGAAGCAGCUCUGUGGUUUUCUCCAGUCUCCCCUCUGCAAACUACAGACAUUAAAUGGUUGUGGAGAGCCGGAGAGGCACACCCCCCAGAGCACCGAGUCCAGCGCCGGGAGACCCAAAGCCCCAGGCGCCCAAGGGGACCCCAGAAGCGAAGGCACCAAGGCGGGGCCAGCCCCGGAAACCAGACCCCACCAAGGCAGGAGGAGAGACAGCCACGAAGAAGCCCCCCAGCCACCGCCAUGCCGGCGCCCCGGGGAGCCGCGGGGACGAGUCCGCGGGCCCCGCCGGCAGCCGGCCACCCCGAAGUAG
Molecule: messenger RNA, 1047 nt
Organism: Cyprinodon variegatus (sheepshead minnow)
Lineage: Eukaryota; Metazoa; Chordata; Actinopteri; Cyprinodontiformes; Cyprinodontidae
Product: NACHT, LRR and PYD domains-containing protein 12-like
Exons: 6
Coding region: 1-1047 (348 amino acids)
Molecular function (GO): protein binding
Source: RefSeq, a predicted model, not a curated record